AUGGACCUGCAGGCCUUCAUUCUAUGUGGUAAAGGCGCGGCACUUGCCCCGUUCACGCAAACGCGCGGCGAUUCCGGCCUUUCGAAGGCUCUUUUGCCGGUCGCCAACAGGCGUAUGAUAGAAUAUGUUUUGGACUGGUGUGAACAGGCGAACUUUUCGGAAGUGGUGGUCGUUGCAGACUCCGACGAAUCUUCCCAGAUCCAAGAUGCGCUAAAUACAUACAUCGAGAUUCGGAAGCGUCAACAUGCGCUACUGGCACAGCACGGACCUAGCGUCACAGGCGUGGCACCUCUCCAACCUGUGCCGAUUAAGUUUUUGGUGGCACGCAAUGAAACAACAGGGGCCAUUCUACAAAAAGAGCUUCUGCCUCGCAUUAAGGGCGAUUUCGUUCUCUUGCCUUGCGAUUUUGUCACUGAGAUUCCUCCUCAAAUCUUCAUCGACCAAUUUCGCAAUAAAGACCCCGACAACCUGGCUAUGGCCGUCAGAUAUCGCAACACUUUCGAUUCCUUCGAUAAGAAACAUCUGGCCGUGUCCUACACUGUCUAUUCUGAGAACGAAGAUUCUGUGAAACAGCCCGUCCUUCUAGAUGCUUACUCUCAAGAAGACGUUGAUAGAUCCAAGUAUCUACAGGCCCGGUCCCAUCUCCUAUGGCGUUACCCAAAUACAUCUAUUUCCAAAAAACUGUUGGAUGCUUCAGUAUAUUUCUGCUCCUUCGAACUUGCCGAGCUUUUACAGCCCGUGGACCCGUCCGCUGCUCGCUCUGAAACUGAGUCUGAAAACGAUGACGAUGCCAUCGUUUCGCCUCCACAAAAUCACCUCGUCCAGCCCAUUAGAUUUAGAGCCAAAAACAAGCUCCUUAAAGAUCCCAUCAACUGUAAUAAACCGCUUUCAAAAGUCUUUAGAGACCUUGCCAGACGUUCUUGGCAACAUUCGACACCUCGUGAAACAAUUGGGCUCUUUAUCCUUCCAAGCUUAGGAUUAUUCAUCCGCUCCAAUAUUCUAAGUGCUUACAUGGAGGCAAACCGUUGUAUGCUGAGAGUCCGCUCCUCGCUUUUCGCAACUCACGGGCCCUCUGGUAUGGGCAAUGCGGUAGGCGGUGACUCAAUAGUCGGUGCAAACUCUACGAUUUUAGAAAAAACCAGCAUCAAGCUAUCUGUUUUGGGGAAAAACUGCCGGAUUGGCAAACGCUGCCGCAUUGUUGGUUCCAUUCUUCUGGACAACGUGGAAAUCGAAGAUGAAUGUGUUCUCGAAAACGUCAUUGUGGGGAGCUUCUCUAAAGUGGGUAAAAAAUGUAAACUCACCAACUCCUACAUCGAAGGCUCUUACGUCGUGGGUGCUAAAACUGUCGUCAAAGGUGAAACGCUUGCGCAUAUUUAUCUAGAUGAGAGUGACCAAAGUUCGGCUUCUUCGGAAUCCUCUGGUGAUGACGAUAGUUCGGACGAAUACGCUGAUGAUUAUUACGAUGAGGAGUUCGAAGACGACGGGCUUUUUGAACGCUGA
Messenger RNA from Lachancea meyersii CBS 8951, 1500 nucleotides. The record is from the annotation of a GenBank genome assembly. NCBI's taxonomy places the organism in Eukaryota, Fungi, Ascomycota, Saccharomycetes, Saccharomycetales, Saccharomycetaceae.